AUGAUGAGGAUGUGCUGGAUGGUUUUCAUCAAUGGACAUCAAAGCCGUCGCGACAUUCCAUUCAUCCAGUUGUUCAACCGACCCUUCUGACAGCUUGUCAUGAAUGAUAGUGGAGGCAGAAUGUCGCACUGACUUCUUCUCUUCUGGUGUUUCAUCCAUCAAAAAAGUAUUGUUUCCUCCAUUUCCCGUAGAGACAUCCAUAAUUGAUUGAUUUCCUGUUUCAAUCACUGAUGAUGGAAUUUUACCUUUUACUUGCCUUUUCGAUAAAUCUUGGAAACGGCUAAUUGAUUCAAGAUUGGAGUCGUGAAGUUGCCACGACAAUUAUUUUUGAUUUUACAAACAAAAACAGGCUACUUUGCCCAAAAAAAUAAACGCUACAACUUUGUAAUGGUGUUUGGUGGAGAGCAAAGUCCUAAUUGCCCUACUGGUGCAGCGUUGUUUCUUCGUGUUCCUCCUUACUCAACCACUUUCUUACUCAAUGAAGUGAACUUCGGUUAAUGGACCAUUUAAUGCUCUUUUCCUGAUAAAUUUCGUAGCGUAACGUUAAGAGCGAGAGCCCAACACCAAUGAACAAGAACUUGUUUCACUCAAAAUUGCAGACGGCAAAGGAAAAUUUUCAUCCCGGGUAACAGAAACAAGUCCCAUUGUGACCUGUGCUAUAGGUUUAUUUAUGGCUCUUUGUGCUUGAUUAUUCUUGCAUAUCCAUUGUUUUUUCUUCUAUUGUGUUUACUUUUCAUAAUGAAUCCUCAUAAUAUUUAAAAAAGAAACGUUGUUUACUCUAGUCGGACCCAUAGUUAAUCGAUUCAUUCAUAGCUUUAUAUGCACGUUGCAACUUGAUUUUGCCAUUCUCAAUCGUAAGUAAAGUAAUGAUGCAAUAUGGAGUAGAAGAGCAGUAUAGGUAAGCUUUCUAACAUAAGAAAUUGAAGGGUUGCAGCAAGUAGAAAUAACAAAGGAAGCAUUUCUCAAUUAUUUCUGUGUACAAACAUCCCUACACGAGGAUGUCCAAUCGUGCAUGAUAAAUCAUUACAAGAUAACAUUCUCAGGAAUAACAUACAGGUCUGCGAGGAAAUGAAAUCAAACCGUUAUCAUGUUGAGAUGUCAGCCGAAUGCAAGAAAAAAUGAAACAAUUAUUCCUUUAAGAUAAACCUUUAUUUAUUGCUCGUUCCUAUUUGUUUCAUUUGUAUCUAAUCUAGGUCUGCACCUCUUUCAUUCUUUCGAAAUUUUGGGCCAUGACUUCAUCAUACACGGUAUCUGGUCCUUCGUUUCAGUAAAAUGUAUAUAAUCUUGACUUUUUCACAUACCUUUGAAUCGUCCUUUUAGUUAAGAAAUUAGAGAAAAUGACAAAUUCAGAAAACCCCGUUCAGACCAAGCGAGUCUUCCAAACAAAGGAGUAUCAAAAGAUGAUUCAAGGAGAAUUAUAUUAUUCUCCUGAUGAAGAACUCCAGGAAGCAAGAGAAUUUGCCAAGUUGGUCGCACGCCAAUUCAACGACACCCUAGGGAAUCCCAACAACCUUAGUAGUGAGGAAUUCAAGAAACAAAAAAUUACUAUCUUGUCCCAGGUCAUGUCUUUCGAAGACGACGGUUCUUCCAUCGAUAUCGAACCUCCUUUGGGCCUCGAUUACGGACUCCAUAUACAUAUUGGCAAAAACUUUUACGCCAAUAAUAAUUGCAAUUUUCUCGAUGUUGCUCCCAUAACCAUUGGAGACAAUGUUUUGCUUGGCCCCAAUGCUAGAUUAGAUUAGAUUAGAUUAGACUACUUUUUUUACUACUCCAUGCUAAUCAUUUCUUUAGGUGAAACUAUGUACAGCUACUCAUCCGUUGGAUUUCACAAACCGAAAUACAGCAAUGGAGUAUGCCAAACCUAUCAAGAUUAAUGACAAUGUUUGGAUAGGCUUGGGAGCCAUUAUUCUCCCAGGUGUUACACUUGGCAAUGGAUGUGUCAUUGGGGCAGGAUCCGUCGUUACUAAGGAUAUCCCUCCUAACACAGUAGCAGUUGGUUCUCCUGCUCGUGUCGUCAAGGAAAUUAAUCAGAAUAAUGAUGCUUAAGUAUAUCCAAAAGUUGAAACAAAAAGCCUAGCCAACAAGGGUCAUUUGUAGUAAGAUGAUGAUCAUCAUGAAGAGAAUUUAAGUAUUACGCUUUUU
Messenger RNA from Schizosaccharomyces cryophilus OY26, 2142 nucleotides. Its product is annotated as serine O-acetyltransferase activity, variant. The record is from RefSeq and is a predicted model, not a curated record. Gene Ontology annotation, molecular function: acetyltransferase activity. Bases 1338 to 1742 code for a protein of 134 amino acids. The transcript is spliced from 4 exons. Lineage: Eukaryota; Fungi; Ascomycota; Schizosaccharomycetes; Schizosaccharomycetales; Schizosaccharomycetaceae.